Messenger RNA from Epinephelus fuscoguttatus (brown-marbled grouper), 8529 nucleotides. RefSeq names its product leucine rich repeat containing 32 (gene lrrc32). The record is from RefSeq and is a predicted model, not a curated record. Bases 293 to 2233 code for a protein of 646 amino acids. The transcript is spliced from 4 exons. Lineage: Eukaryota; Metazoa; Chordata; Actinopteri; Perciformes; Serranidae. Gene Ontology annotation, cellular component: extracellular matrix. Gene Ontology annotation, molecular function: protein binding.
GGAGGGGGGAAGAGGGCCGAGCGAUGCAGGAUAUUCUCACAGGAUGUGAUGGCUGGACAGCAGCCGGAGCCGUGCGAUGUGGAGGGAAGAGUCAGCUGAGAGGACCUUGUUGGCUUGCGGCGUUUGCUUGGUUACUAUCGAUCUAUGAGUGGGUGGGUGUGCGCGCUGAGGAUGUGAAAUCAACAUAGUCAGGAGGCACUUUGAAGACUAGUCAUCAACUGAGAGUGAGAAUCCUGCAUUCAAAUUCCAGCCUCAGUAGAAGUUUACAGAGAAGAUCGUACACCCAAAACACAUGAUCACCAUGGCUGCCUUCCAGCUGCUCUUCCCGCUGUUGAUCAGCUGCGUGGCGGCAUCCGCACAUCCUCCCCGCCACCUCCCUCCAUGCCAAGUUAUCCAGAUGGAUGUGUUUUGCAGCGAUCUGAGCCUCAGAAGCGCUCCAGUCAACCUUCCUCAUGACGUCCAAAUGCUGGACCUGUCUCGCAACCAGGUGCAGAAUCUCACCCAGGAAACUCUAGCGUACCACACCGGAUUCCACCACCUGAACUUGCACUCUAACAAGAUCCACUUCAUCCAGCCGGGGCUCUUCAAAGACAUGACAGAUCUAAAAGUCCUGGAUCUGUCCAAGAAUCAUCUGAAUGUUUUCGCUCUCUCCAAAAUCAACACCGGGCCUCUUACAGCUGUUGAGUCACUUGAUCUUUCAAGCAAUGGCCUGUACACAGGGAUGUCGGACUAUUUCCUGGCUGACUCUCCGUUGCUGGCAAACCUUUCUCUGAACAGCAACAGCAUCACCAAAAUAGCACAAAAUACCUUCAGCGGAUCUUCGUCAUUGAGGAAAAUCAGCCUCCACAAUAACGUCAUCCUGGAGAUUGAAGAUGGAGCCUUUGACUCCUUGGAUCAUCUGACUGAACUCGACUUGUCCAAGAACUCGAUCACGUGCAUCACAGACUUCAAUCUCUGUAAUUUAAAAGUGCUGAAUCUCAGCAAGAACAGCAUGGAACUUUUCCAAAGCACAACAUCAACACAUCCUUAUAAACUCCUCACUCUUGAUCUCAGUGAAAACAAAAUGCCUUACUUCCCUCUUCUCCCCAGAAACAACGUGCUUGAAUAUUUGGACGUUUCAAGAAACCAUCUUCAGAGCGUCAACGUCACAGGAGACCCUGAAAAACAGACAAACGUUUACUUUUCUCGCCUGAGAUACCUGGACAUGAGUUACAACCAACUGAAAAGCAUACCAGAGUCCUUUUUUUACUGCAUGGCAUCACUCGAGGUCCUGAAUGUGAGCAAUAACUGUAUCAGCUCCUUUUCUAUCACUAAUGAAGGCCUUCUACAGACAGUGAAGAUUAUCAACCUCAGCUAUAAUUCGCUGCAGAGCCUCAUAUUUGGGGAAAACGCAUUGCAAUCACUGGAAAAGCUCUUCUUGAAUGGAAAUGACCUCACCACUCUGGACCAUCAAAUAUUUCAAAGACUUCCGAGCAUCAGACAUCUGCAGCUCCAGCAGAACAAUCUCCAAAUCUGUUCCUCGGACCAAAACUACCAGGAUCCUCCAGCUUGUGUCUCCUUUUCUUCUUUAAGAAACUUGCAGUUCCUGUACCUGUCUGAAAACAACCUGAGGACUCUGCCUGCAAAUGCAUUUGCCAACACCCCUCUGAAGUUACUGGAUCUGUCCUUGAACCCGGGCUUAGACAUGGACAAAGACUCCCUCUCUGGUCUGGAGCAUUCCCUAGUCCACCUCCUCCUGAGGGAAAACAACAUCUCCAGUCUAAACACGGACCUGUCCUCGCUGAGGAGUCUCAAACACAUAGACCUGUCAACCAACCAGCUGACAGUUCUCCCAAUGUGGAACAAAGACUCCUCCAUUGAGUCACUAAACCUGCAGCACAACAACCUGGUCACCCUGGAGUACCGCACCAUGCUUGCUCUGGAGCACUCACUAAAAACCCUCUAUAUGGGCUCUAACCCUCUCAGCUGCUGCAGCAACCUCGACUUCCUCCACAUGGUCCAGCACUCAGGCGUGGUUGUACCUGACAUUGAGACUGUGACCUGCGUUCAUGAGGACUAUUCAGAACCAGUCAACAUUGAGAAGGUGACCAAGGAAAUGUGUCAUAGACCAGGCAUCCAGAACUAUAUUAUAGCUGUUGUAGUGAUAGUGUUAGCUGUGAUGAUCGCGCUGGCGCUGCUGGUUAAAUGUUGCCACUCGAGGAAACGGAAACCCAACCGCAGCUUUAGCGCAUAAUGUGAAACCAUGAAGGAAUUCAUAUUUGGGACUUGCUUGGUAGUUUGAAGCAGAGACAGAAGAAAAACAUGAAUGUAAUGUCACUCAAAGUCUUAUGAAGGGACAAUUUAUAGCCCUAAAUUCGGGUUCACCACUACUAUCUUUGAGACUAGUGUGACUGAAUCCAAAUUUGGUCAAAAGUGGAAGAAACCUCGGUGAAGCUAAGAUGGGACAUGCAAGAAGAACCACAAUGGCACCUGUCUACAAGACAACACGUGCCAUAAUAUCUCCUAAAUGAAGGCAUAACAAAACUAUUGAAACCAGAACUUCUUGUGGAAAAAUAUUUCCUCUUUGCAUUUCGAAAGAGAAGUUUGGACUUUUUAAACAGACUUCUGAAAGUCUCUUGCAGUCACAAUCCAGUGGUCAUUUCAGGAACUGCAACCUUAGAGCCAUAUGGCUGAAGCAGGGGUGUUUCAACCGAAUCGCCAGAAAUUAUGUUGGUAUUGUACGUUUUUGCCAAACAAAGAUACAUUACAUAUGUACAUUAUUUUGUAGCAGACACAUUGAAACUUUCUCACCAACUCUGUAGCGAACGUGUGGUUAGGUUUAGGGACAAAAAUCACUUGGUCAUGGUUUGGAAAAAUCGUGCUUUAGCUACGUUUGGUGGCACAAAAGCUGCUAGAAAACGUUGUGAUGUGUUGCUGUAAAACACCCAGAUCGGCUGGCACAAAUGCUGCUGGGAAAUGCUACAAAGGAUUGCCAAAAAACAAACCUGUUGUUGGUUUCAAAUCGUUUUAAGCAGUGGUCUGCAGCUUAGCAGGCAUCUCACCUAGGUGACAUACCAUCCAACAUCCCCUUCACAAGUCUGUUUAGAUUUUACAUCACUUCAGAAGUGUUGAUACGACACGUAUGAAAUGUGCAAAUACAGCCUAACAUAUUCGUGGCUUACAGAAAUGUAUAAUGCCAACAUUUUCUUUUGGUGAUUGGGCUCGGUGUUUCCUGCUUGUUUAUCAAGCCACAUGCCAACCAGCAUAACUUUAUUGAAUGUAAAAGGAUGAAUCCACACAAAAACACUUCAACACUGUUGACCAUUCUCUCCACUGACACCUCAACAGAUCAGACUGAAAUGCAGCCAUAAAAUGCAACAGGACAUUCUGACUAUUUGGGAAAUGUUCUUUUUUCUUGUUAGAUAAAAGUUAGAUGAUACCACUCGCUGAUAUGAGAGUGGUAUCAAUCUUCUCAUCUGACUUUCAGCAAGAAAACAUUUUCAACAUUUGUAUAACUGUUUCUUUAAAGGGACAGUUCACCCCCCAAAUCAAAAAUACUUAUUCUUCCUCUGACCUGUAGUGCUGGUUAUCAGUCUAGAUUGUUUUUGUGUGAGUUGCUGAUAUCAGAUGUUGGAGAUGUCAGCUGUAGCGAUGUUUGCCUUCACUCUAAUAUAAUGAAAAUAGAUGGCACUCAGCUUGUGGUGGUCAAAGAGCUAAGAAAAAAAAAAAUACAUUUGGAAAACUCAACAGCAAUGUCUCUGUCCAGAAAUCACGACCCAUUUACUCAAGAUCAUCCACAGACCUUGUUGUUAGCAGUUUCAUGUAAGAACUAUUGUCUUUCUACUGAUCUGCACCCACCAGCUGUAUCACUGUACAGAAGAACGCGUGAAUCUGCUGCUAGCUCACCUAGCACCAUUGUGCUAGCUAAUGUUAAAGCUCAGGAGGCAAGACCCCAGGAGGUGCACCAGGCUUCGAAACCAAUUUUUGUAGUGGGCAAAAAUUCGUGUGAUGCCCUGCAGCCCAAAAAUUGAGCUAGCAGUAGAUGCACAUUUCCUUCUGUGCGCUGAUACGGUUGUCGGGCGUAGUUUGGUAUAAAGAAAGUAGUCCCUUCAUGUAAAUCCUCAAAUCAAGAGUGUGUAUUAUCUUCAGCAACUGGGUCAUGAUUUCUGGACAGAGGCAUUAGUGGUGCAAUUUUCAAAUGUAUUUUUUGGUGCUUCGGGUACCACAAGCUGAGUGACAUGUAGUUCCAUUAUAUUGAAGAAAAGGCAAAGAUCACUAUGGCCGAUAUCUCCAACACAUGCAACUCACACCAGAACAAUCUAGAUUGAUAAAUAGCACUACAAGUUCAAGUUUCUUUAUAUUUUAGGGUGAACUGUCCCUUUAAGGGGUUAUUAAUGAACAUUAAAUCAGUGAUGAUGAUAAUGAUAAAUCAGAUUUAGUCGAGAGUGUUGACGCUGGAACAAAGUCAGAUGUCUUCACUCAGUGACGUUCAGUGUAAGAGUAUCUGAGAGUGGAAUUUUCCUUUAAGCUAAAAAUAAAGAAACACAAACACUACAAAAGGUCAUGAAACAACAUGCUCUUUCACAAACGAUGACAACUAUGUAGGUUGUCUAAAAGCAACCCAAGACGUCCCUUUACCCUUUGUGUAGUUUGCACUUUAUAUUUCCUCGUGUUUGUGUGAUUGUGUCUGUGACUGUUAACACUAAGGAUAAUUUUGUUACUAUAACAAAACUAAGCUGGACAUUUUAAACAGUAUGUUCUCUGUGUUGAUCCCAGGCCUGUGGUGCUAUCCCAUGACACAAUAUGUAUUAAUUUGACAUGAAAAGUUGAGAGCUGGACUAAGCACUGAAAUGAUUAAUAACUGUGAUACUCUUAUAUAGAAGUAUAAUAUACAUACUGUAUAUUUUUAGAUAAAUACAUGAACAUGAAGUCCAGUGCUAUGUUGAUGUUGGCUACACUGGGAUCCACAGUUUCAUACAAUUUGAAUGUGCUUGAUCCAAAUAUUAUUAUUAUUUUUAUUGUUAUUAUUAUUAUGUACAAGUCAAGUUGAUUUGUAUCUUUUAUCAUCCUGUGAUGUUAUUUUAUAAUGUAAUAUUAGCAAUAUUUUGUACCAACUGAAGUCAAUUUUCUACACUAAAAACUGUGUGAGAUAUUAUUUGUGUGACAAAAACGUGUAAUCUUCUGAAUGUGGUAUUCACAUCCGCCCAUUUUAAGUUUAUUUUCUUCUCAUUUUUCAGCUAAUACCUCAAAAUAAUACCUCACUUUCACGCAAGUUUGGUUGGUUCCCGCAGUUAGACCCACAUUAUGGUAACAUUUCACUUUAUGUGGUGCUCGUACAGCUGUGCUUUGUUGCAGAAAAUUAGAAUGAUAUCAAUUUUCCUAUCUAACUCUCAGCAAGAAAUCAAAUAAACAUAUUUUCCAAAAUGUUUCAUACUACAAGUGCAUGAUAAAUAUUAAGUUCAAUAAACUCAGCCUGCAAAGGAUUUAAGGAGGUUUUUGAGGAAAGAGCACAUAAUGAUACGAGAUUAAACUGAAUGCAAUUUUCUAAUAUUUGUCUCUUCAUUAUUACACAAAAGAUUUCUCUGCCUUGAACAAUUCAAUAUUCACAUUUUAUCUGUUAUUUAAUUCUGUAUUUUGUUUUUUGAUGUAAGAUACCCCAUCAUAGGUAUAGGUUAUAUUUUUUUGUUUUGUUUUUCAUAAUUUAUUAAUGGGUUUUUAUCAUAGUAGGCUAAAAAAGAGAGAAAAUAGAAUAAGUAAUACACAAAAAAACUUUUAGAAAUGGGAUUUCCCAUCCGAAAAAUUGAAUAUGAAUGGCUGAAGCUAUUUAAGAUAGCAUCUCUCAAGGCAAAGUGUUUUAACUGUGUACCACACACUUGUUUACAGUUGUGAUUUGUCGAAUUACAGGAAAAUAAUCAGAAACUUUUUUUAAUAACUGGUUGUUUAAAUCAUUUUGUGAGGAAAAAAUGCCAAAAAAUAAAUAAAAUGAAAUAAAAUAAAAUAGAAUUAAAAUAGAAACUUUUUAAUACCUGGUUGUUUAAAUCUUUUUGUAAACAAAAAUGGCAAAAUAAAUAAAUAAAAUAAGAUAAAAUAAAAAUAAAGAUAAAAACAAAAAUAAAAAUAGAAUAGAAUAAAAUAAAAUAAAAUAAAAUAAAAUAAAAUAAAAUAAAAUACAGGCCCACCCAAUCAAUAAUAACCAAUAAUAGUUAAUAUGAUUUGUUUUCUGGAGAUGUCACUCCUAUGUUUUGUCCAAUUAAAAGUCUUGAAUAUUAAUAUGGGCGGGGCUACCUUGAAAACGUGCAUUGGUUAAGUUUGUAUGACCUGGCUGUACUUCCACGGUUGGGAGAAAGUCAGACUUUGCAGUGGAAUAGAAAUCAGUAAAAUAAAUAAAUAAGUAAAUAAAUAAAUAAACAAACGGCUGCUUAAUAAUAUUACUAACAUAUCACAGCAAAUGUCCAUAGCAUAAUAUUCAAAGAAACCACGGCCGAAGAAGGAAGAAGUAUUCCAGUGAGUUAGAAGUGGCUAACGUUAGCUUAAAACAAGCUAACGUUAGCCGAUUUGACGGACGCCACACAUGUUGGCUUUACUUGGCUUUACCGGCGCCAAACAUGUCGGUGCCAGCCGCUGAAUUCUCCGCCACCUGCUUUCCCAUCAAGUUACCUGCCAGUUCCCUUCAAGAUAUUUUUCCGAAUAUAAACGCUAUUCCAACAGUCAUUGCCAAACUUCCAAUGACUUCUUGCUGCAAGUUGUGUUCUACAACGAACAGGAUUGAAACCACUGACCAUAACUCACCUUAACAAUUUGACUUCACUGAUGGCAGCUGCACCUUGAUGUAACAUGGUACCCUCUCCCCCACAAGACACCAAUGGUAAGGUAAAAUGCUUCUUUAUAUGCCCGCCGUGGCCGUUAAAUGACAAUACUGAUGAAGGCACUGAGAAAUUAUGUCUGCUUUACAUAAUAUAUGUAGGUAAAUUCAGACGUGUGGAUGUUGAUAGUGUACAUGUUUUCUCAAACAAACUGGUGGAAAGUAACUGAGUACAUUCAAAUUCAAUGUACUUCUAUUUUACAUUUCAGCUACUUUAGUCUUUAUACUUAGCCUACUACUCCACUAAAUUCCAGAGGCACAUGUUAUACUUCCUACUCCACUUGCCUACAUUUAUUGGAUAACUUAAAUUACUUAGCAGAUUCAGAUUAAUAAUACAAAAUACGUUUAAAUAAUAAAUGUGAUAUAUUUGUAUUGAUUAAGAUAAGAGGGGCCAGUGGCGUAAGGUAGUUACCAGGGGCCCCAGUGCAUGCUAUUUACUAUUAUGCUAACACUAGUACUCAAGAUAAUAAAAAUAAAAUACAUCUUCACUGUGCUGAGUCUGUUAGUAUGUAAAAAAAAAUAUACAAAUUUAUGCAUUGUGCUAUAUUACACUGUAUAAUACAUAUAGUGUUACAUUCAGAAAUAUAAAAUAUGUAUUAUGCUGUAAUGGCUACUACUGGGGAUGUUCCUGGCGACUAAAUGAAAAUUUUAACUAAGACUAGUUGACUAGUCUAAAAAAGGAAAACAGUCAAACUUUAGCACAUUUUAUUGUUAAGUAUUUGAAACAUUGUCCCAAAAAUAUUGUGUGCAAGCCCUUUGAAGCCUUUUAAUCACAGUCUUCAACAACCAUGACAGAAGAAGAUACACUUUGGCCGUACGGUAUCAAUGUGAACAUGACGGCAACUCAGUCAGAAGUUAACCACUAAAAUAACAUCUAAAAUACAUAAAUUGCUGACUAGCAAGGGGGCGGACGUUUAAUCGUUUAGAUGACUAAUCGCGUGCAGCCCUUCUUACUACAGUAUACAUCAAUAGGAUAAAGACAAGAAUAAGAAUAAACACAAGUAUGUACAUUAUGCAUUAGAUGUUGAAUAAAUAUUCACAUUCAAGAGUUGUUGAUGAGAAUUAAGUCAUAUACUGAACAGUAUUGCACGGGGUAUUGCAGUAGUUUAAUUAUUGCACCAGUUAUUAUGUCUGGAACCCCUUAUAUUGAUUUUCUGCGUUUUACUGUUUAAAAUGGGUACAAUUUUAUUUUAUUGUUGAGCUGCUCACAGCACAUUGAUUCUCAGCCCUUCCUUGCUCUGCUUUCUCUCUCUUUAUUUAUCACUUCACAAAUUAAACCAGCUGUUUGAUAAGCUAAAUGAGAUAUGUUAAGUUAGCUAGCUAGCGCUGCCCUUGCUCCCUCGGCCUCACUCCCCGUGCAGGAAGUACUUUGCUGAGGGAAGAAUGUGCUUCAGCUCCCGAAAUGGUCCUUCAACUCGGCCGUAUAAACUUGAAUUAAAUUUGCUGGGGUCACAGUGGGCUAACCUAGAUCAAACCUGUGUUAUGGCAGCAACAGAAAGUUUGUUGAUCCUGCAGGGGAUUUGGAGUGGAUUAGACCCCAGGGCUGUGUUUGCACUGGCUGAAUUAAAGUUGCUACAGUGACUGAUUGAAGGUCUGGGAAAGUAGGGGUGGGGUCUGGUAUCGUGGCAUUUUGCAUGACAGUAUUGACAGAUGCCAAGUGUGAUUUUUUUUUUUUUUUUUUUUUUUUU